Molecule: messenger RNA, 1229 nt
Organism: Paramecium primaurelia
Lineage: Eukaryota; Ciliophora; Oligohymenophorea; Peniculida; Parameciidae
Source: the annotation of a GenBank genome assembly
AUGUAUUAAAAAAUAUUAAGCUUAAUCUACUCAUAAAGUUUAAAUGAAAGUUAAUCAUAAAUUGAGACUGAAAUUCCAAAAAGAUCAUAAAAGUUAUCAUAAAUGAUUUCAAUAAUCAAUAUGAAUGAAUUUUUCUAAUUUCCAGAGAAAUUAAUUUAAGAUGCAACAAUUAUUAUUAAUGAAUUCAGCAAUGAUAAUAUAGACAUUUACAUUUAAGGUAGAUGUUAUGAAUAAUUAGUGUAGAUGAAUCAAUUUUGAAGAUUUCUGGGUUUUUUACCAUAUUCAUUAACUAGAAAUCUUUUUAAAUAGUUCUGAAUUUUUCUUUUUUUUUGAAUUACCCUUAACAAAUUUUUAAUGUUUCUAUAGAAAAUAAAAGCAUAGAUGGUAAUUCAUUUAUAUAAAUUCUUUGCAGAUAAAGAAGUUAAAUUGUCAUCUUUUUUUCAUUCAUCUUAAGGCGAAAAAUGGAUAUCUUUAAAUAAUUAUCUCACAGAAUCCAAGCUUUGGCUUAAUCAUUAAAAUGUAAAAAGAGUAAUUUAAGAAGUCAAAGAAUUACUAACAAAUCACUUUCCGUAUCAUAAACAAAAACAAUAAUAAAAAUAUUUUUCGAAUGAGCUAUUUGAAAUGAAUUAAUAAAAAUAAGCAGAUUAAAAAGAUAAAGAUGAGUAAAUUAAUAUAAAAGUUGAGAUUGAUAAUCAUGGAAAAGAUAUUGGUAACAAAAACAAAUGUACUUCUCCUAUUCCAUUAUACUCUUAAGGAAUUCCUGGAACUGGUGGGUUACAUUUAAAAGAAGAAAGCCAAAUGUAGGUACAAAUAACAAAAUUUGCUAUUUAAUUGAUGAAAGAGCAUAGAAAUGAUAUUGCUAGCCUAAAGCAAUAAUUGUAGAGUUUAAAAUUGUAUAAAUAGCAACAAGAAGGAAUAUAAAUUUAGAUAAUUUGGCUUAGAUAAAAAUUAGAUUUUGACAUAGAAUUAGCAGCAAACCUAUUCUACAUGCAAUAAUAACAGAUAAGUCUAAUCAAUAAUACAUAACAAAAGCCUUUGGAUGAAAUUAUUGAUUUUGAUGAUCUAUCUCAGUAACUAUUAGAAAUAGCUGCUAAGGAUAGGGCAUAUUCAGAUUGUUAUUAAUUCAUUUCAAAAAAAUUUAAAAAGCAGCUCUUAGACUAUACAACCUUAUAUUAAGUAUUUCUUUUUUAUAUUUAGGCAACCUACGAAUUGGCUGGCUAGUAGUUUGA